This is a messenger RNA of Dibothriocephalus latus, 597 nucleotides long. Lineage: Eukaryota; Metazoa; Platyhelminthes; Cestoda; Diphyllobothriidea; Diphyllobothriidae. The record is from the annotation of a GenBank genome assembly.
UUGGCAACAAGUGAUAAUAAUUGCAGCGUACACUGCCUCUUUUUUUUUUCAGGCCACUCGUCACAAGCCCCCUUUGGAAGCAGAACACCAUCACUAAGUCCUCACACAACUGAAUGGAGAUCGGGCAAGACAACACCCGUGUCGCCGAGUCCUUUCCUUCCUGAAACCCUCUUCCUUUUCGCCGCGGAACUGUUGCCCGUCCUUAUCACGUUGUUUGGAAAAACGCAAUCUGAGGUCGUGAAAUAUCAAACCAUCCUUCUCGUACGCCGCCUCGUUGGAUCCUUGAACUCCUGCGAUAUGCAGAUUCUGAGCGAUCACACUCAGGAUGGACUACGUCUUGGUUUUCGUCUCUCUCGGAUGAUUUAUACUGCGUUGGCUGAGGAGCCGGAAGAGGCGGUUCUUUGUGCCCUUCAGUUGGCCCAACAGUUGCUUUGCAAGACCCGCUCCGUUUACCUACCCAUUUUCCAACGCAUCGGCCUCAUCCCUAUGCUUCGAGGUGUCUACGAGGUGCUGAAACAUCGUAUUGAUCUUAAAUCCCUGCGGCCAAGAAGCGCCGCCAAUGCUGAGGCGCAGCCCACUGAAGUGGUUACUGACGGU